Messenger RNA from Gigantopelta aegis, 3217 nucleotides. Its product is annotated as balbiani ring protein 3-like. Gene Ontology annotation, molecular function: serine-type endopeptidase inhibitor activity. The transcript has 37 exons. The record is from RefSeq and is a predicted model, not a curated record. Lineage: Eukaryota; Metazoa; Mollusca; Gastropoda; Neomphalida; Peltospiridae. Bases 188 to 3133 code for a protein of 981 amino acids. Gene Ontology annotation, cellular component: extracellular region.
AACAGGGAGGCCAGCGGGGCGGUGUCCAGCGGUCAGAGCGUACAACAAAGUGUACUGCAGGAGAGUAAACAGGAAAUCUCAGUGUUCUAAAUAUCGCAGCUGUCCACGCGGAUUGACCUGCUGCCCAGGAGUGUGUGGAACAAAACGAUGCUUGCGAUUAAAACAUGUGUGCAAACGCAGACGUUGCAUGUUGCGAGGCGGACGUCGUCGCCGUAGGUGUCGCUAUGGAUUCAAGAGGGACAGAUACGGAUGCCUAACGUGCACGUGUAAACGGAGGCCAGCGGGGCGGUGUCCAGCGGUCAGAGCGUACAACAAAAUAUACUGCAAGAGAGUAAACAGGAAAUCUCAGUGUUCUAAAUAUCGGAGCUGUCCCCGCGGAUUGAGCUGCUGCCCAGGAGUGUGUGGAACAAAACGAUGCUUGCGAUUAAAACAUUUGUGCAAACGCAGACGUUGCAUGUUGCGAGGCGGACGUCGUCGCCGUAGGUGUCGCUAUGGAUUCAAGAGGGACAGAUACGGAUGCCUAACGUGCACGUGUAAACGGAGGCCAGUAAAGCGGUGUCCAGUGGUCAGAUCGUACAGUGCUGUGUUCUGUAAACGACUUCGGAAGAAGAGUCAGUGUUCUAGAAGACGGAGAUGUCCCAGGGGAUUGAUCUGCUGCCCAGGGGUAUGUGGAUCAAAACGGUGCAUGCGAUUAAGACCAUGCCCUCGCCGUCGUUGUCCACGUGGUGGCAGAUGUAACUAUGGUUACACCAAGGACAGAAACGGAUGUACUACGUGCACAUGCAAAAGAAGAUCACCACGCCAGUGUCCAGUCUAUAAAAUGUACAGUACGGCAUUCUGUAAACGGCUUAACUGGAAACACAAGUGUUCUAUCAGACAGAAAUGUUCCAGGGGAUCAAUGUGUUGUCGAGGAUUGUGCGGGAUAAGAAAAUGCGUGAAAAUAGGACCUACCUGUCGACGUCGUUACUGUCGACACCGACCGGGUUUCAAAUGUCGCGCUGGUUACAUCGUAGACAGGAACGGAUGUCGAACAUGCACGUGCAAACGGACGUUCAGUAGACUGUGUCCAGUGGUUAGAACGUACGGCAAGACGUUCUGUCGGCGGUUGGUGAUGAGGAACCAGUGUUCUGCACGAAAAAGGUGUCCCAGAGGAACAAUAUGUUGUAAAGGUGUGUGCGGCAGAAGAAGAUGUUUUAGACUGAGAACUGUUUGUCCUCCCCGUCGUCCCUGUCGUCGCCGAUGUCGCUAUGGCUACGUUAGAACCAGAAAAGGAUGUCGAACAUGCAUGUGUAGAUCUGUGUGCCGACGUCGACGAUGCCCCCCGCGGCCCCCUGGCGCCAGAUGUCGCUAUGGUUACUUAAAGGAUAGAAGAGGAUGCACGACAUGCGUAUGCAAAAAAGGACCUUAUCUACCAGGCUGUCCUUUAGUGAAGUACUCCAACCCAAAGAUCUGUGCCGUCGCCAAAUUCAGCAGCCAAUGUUCCAGAACACGACAGUGUCGCCGCGGAUAUAUCUGCUGUCCAGGAAUGUGCGGAUCGUCAAGAUGUGUACGAUUAAGACCCAAAUGUCCUUAUCGUCGUUGUGCACGCCCACCGGGUGGCAGAUGUCCGUUUGGUUAUAAAAAAGAUAGACGUGGAUGCCCAACUUGUACCUGUAAAGGGGUCAAACCUGGGUUCAAGUGCCCGGUCAUAAACUUCAUCAGAGCUCCAGACUGCACCAAAGUACGUGUCUCGAGGCAGUGUACCCCGCUACGUAGAUGUCGAUUUGGAAAAUCCUGCUGCCCAGGUAUUUGUGGCGGAACUGUCUGUGUGAAGGCGCAACCCAUUUGUCCUCUUCGACCUCCAUGUCCACCUGGCGGCCGUUGUCGCUGGGGAUACAAGAAAGACAGCAAUGGAUGUCCAACCUGCGAAUGCCGAUGUCCUCCAAUGAAGUGUCAGCGUUGUCCAAAUGGCUACAUCUUUGAUAAGAAAGGAUGCAAUACUUGCAAGUGUAGAGAAUGUCCUCAAUAUAAAUGUAAAGAGUGUGCAAAUGGUAACGUCAUAGAUAAGAAUGGUUGCAGAACUUGCAAGUGUAAAGUUUGUCCUUGCGGGCCAAAGUGUUGCAAACUCUUCUGUCCAUCGGGGUAUGCCAGAGAUUCGAAUGGAUGCCAGCUUUGUAAAUGCAAACGUACGGAACCGAAUUGUCCUGCCUAUGCAAAGUAUUUACCUAAGGACUGUGCAACCAGAACUGUCCCCAAUGAAUGCUCGAUUGAGAAAAAAAACUGCAAGCCUGGUUAUACGUGCUGUCCAGGUAUUUGCGGGUCAAGGAGAUGCAUCAGAGAUAAACCUAUAUGCCUGCCUCGACCAUGCCCCCGUCCACCUAACGGCGGCUGCCGACAUGGCUUUGUAAAGGACAAAGAUGGAUGUGAUACCUGCACAUGUAAAGUAAUAUGUCCCCAGAUUCUGUGUCGGCCAGGCACGAAAUGUCCGCACGGAUUUAAACGUCGACCGGACGGGUGUCCAACAUGCGAAUGCAGAUGUCCUCAAUAUAAAUGUAAAGAGUGUGCAAAUGGUAACGUCAUAGAUAAGAAUGGCUGCAGAACUUGCCAGUGUAAAGCCAUUUGUCCUCUUCGACCUCCAUGUCCCGGCCUUUGUGAAUGGGGAUACAAGAAAGACAGCAAUGGAUGCCCAACCUGUGAAUGCCAAUGUCCGCCAAUGAAGUGUCAGCGUUGUCCAAAUGGCUACAUCUUUGAUAAGAAAGGAUGCAAUACUUGCAAGUGUAGAGGAUGUCCGCAAUAUAAAUGUAAAGAGUGUGCAAAUGGUAACGUCAUAGAUAAGAAUGGCUGCAGAACUUGCAAGUGUAAAGAGUGUCGUCAAAUUAAAUGUGCCGCCUUCAAAUGUCCAAAUGGUGUAGCAAAAGACAAAUAUGGCUGUCCCACUUGCAGAUGCAAAGGGUGUCGUGAGCAUCUUAUUUGCCCUGCUGUGGUUUGUCCUGGAGGUUUUAAAUACAUACAAGACAAAAACGGCUGCAAGACGUGCACCUGUCCUAAACUUUGCCCCGUGUAUGACUGUCUGCCAAAUGUCAAGUGUCCCUUUGGAUUUAAAAAGGACUCCAAUGGUUGCCAGACCUGCGAAUGUGUAAAAGUGUUGCCCUAACCAUGAGUUCUUUGACAUACAGACUGUCGAAAAACAGAUCUCAAUCUGUGGUGUACAUUAGUGAAAAAUAAAAUAUUACUCGUG